Salvelinus namaycush (lake trout) is the source of this 988-nucleotide messenger RNA. RefSeq names its product metalloproteinase inhibitor 2-like. Gene Ontology annotation, cellular component: extracellular matrix. Bases 1 to 594 code for a protein of 197 amino acids. The record is from RefSeq and is a predicted model, not a curated record. Lineage: Eukaryota; Metazoa; Chordata; Actinopteri; Salmoniformes; Salmonidae. The transcript is spliced from 6 exons. Gene Ontology annotation, biological process: negative regulation of membrane protein ectodomain proteolysis; negative regulation of endopeptidase activity. Gene Ontology annotation, molecular function: protease binding; metalloendopeptidase inhibitor activity.
AUGACUUGGUCCGUAAGCAGUUGUUUCAUCACUCUGGUCGUUUUGUUCCUUUGGCGGAUCGAAGACAUUGCAGAAGCUUGCAAAUGCGCUCCUGUGCAUCUUCAACAGGCGUUUUGCAGCGCAGACGUCGUGAUCAGGGCAAAGGUGGUUGGAGUGGAAGUUGUGUCUGGUAACACCAAGUAUGAUGUCCAACAGAUCAAGAUGUUCAAAGGUCCUGACCGGGUUAUCCACGCCGUCUUCACUUCAGCGCCAUGUGGUGUGACCCUGGAAAUCAACAAGGAGUAUCUCUUCACGGGCAGGCUGAGUACUGAUGGCAGAAUUUAUUUAGUCAUGUGUGACUUUAUUCAGUUUUGGGAGGACUUGAAUGGCACACAAAAGAAGAGCUUGACUAAACGCUACCAAAGCGGCUGCGAUUGCACGAUCAUCCGCUGCUCUUCCCUCCCCUGUCCCGUCAGUGCCCCAGAUGAGUGCCUUUGGACAGACUGGUUGUUGGCCGAUGGCCAAAACGGACCCCAGGCCAAGUACUCUGCCUGUCUCAAGGGGCGUGAUGGGUCCUGUUCCUGGUCCAGGGGGAUGGCUCCAUCCAAGAAGUAGUUCCUGGAUAUUGACGACCCCUAAACUCUACAGGCCUUCCACUCACUGCUCAGGGGCUAAAUAUGCCUGCAAUUUAAAAGCUGGUCACUUCUUGUGCAAUAAAAAUAAACUACUCUUCAAAUAUAGUGCUCCAAGUAUUCAUUUCUUGUGCCAUUCAUCUGUUUUUAAACUGGAACCAAAGGUGUUAUUGAAAAUCAAGUGUGAUCUCAGUGUUGUGUUUCUGACUAGAACAUUUUUCCUGAAAUACCAUCCUAAAGCCUGGGGCAUGUUCAGCUGGGCACAAUAUUGUAGAAUGAAUGUUAUAUACAUAGUCUUCCUUGACAAAGAUAUGCAGGUGUGGUUCCCUUCUGCACGUUGAAUGCAUUUUAAUGAAAUUGCUGAGAACACUCAUACU